Messenger RNA from Penicillium waksmanii, 1041 nucleotides. RefSeq lists its product as uncharacterized. NCBI's taxonomy places the organism in Eukaryota, Fungi, Ascomycota, Eurotiomycetes, Eurotiales, Aspergillaceae. The record is from RefSeq and is a predicted model, not a curated record. The transcript has a single exon. Bases 1 to 1041 code for a protein of 346 amino acids.
AUGACUACUGUCACUGAACUACUGGAUGCCUGGCCCUUGGCCGAUGACAUUCGCAUCAUCCCUCGGCGGGAGAACCUCUUGCUGCAGCCACCACCCGAGACAGCCAUGAAGAUGUGGCGGGAGCAUAGUCUGCUCCAGGCAGUCCAUUUUCCAAACGAGUACAUUGCCGCCGACUUCUCACCCCCCAAAGAUAUCUUUUGUGGCGAUACGUUGCGUCUUGAGUGGCAGCAGAUGAAUGCCCGUCAGCCCUUUUACCACCGCAACGCUGACGUCGACGAGAUUUCCCUCCAGGUCUCCGGGGAGCGCACAUUGAUGACGGAGCUAGGUAGUGUCGAGCUGCGCCCCGGUGACUUCUCAAGGAUACCCGUUGGCGUGGCUCAUGACAAUUUCGGCCGCAAGGAGGUUCAUCUGCUCUUCUAUAUUAUCGCCCCGGUGACUGAUCUUGGUCAUGUCGCCCUUCGAUCCGAGGUAAAGAAAGAAGGACCUUUUCCUGGUUGGAAGAAGGCCACCCCGUCCGCCAUCGAGAUGAUGACCGAAUGUCUUGGAGCCCGUGGGUGCGACAUAGUCGUGUCCAUGGCUGACGAGGAUUUAUUACUCGACCCGUCUCUUGCUCAAUCCACAUCGUUCGCUAGGUCUGGGGAAGCUCUUGUUGUCCAGCGCGCUACCGCUCCACGCGUAUCUGGUAGCCAGCAACAGCACCCCGAGUGGUUAUACAAAUCGGCUACCGUCUGGAUCGGUAACGUCAACCUCGACAAGACAGACGGAAAGGUCUAUAGCCGUCAUCGUCGAGCCGACGCUAUACAGUACCAGCUAGAGGGUUCUCGGACCCUUGUAACUCAGCGUGGCACUAUUGAAAUGCACCCGGGGGACUACAUCUGCAUUCCCAAAGGCUGUGCAUACACGAACAUUAGCAAGGGCACGUGUCAGUACGUUGUGAUAUUGACAAGCGAAAUAGCAUCGGUCAAGGCCCCCUACUGCAAAAUGGCCAGUGAGACCUCAAUGGAGAUGGUGGAAGCGAUCAGGAAAGACGCCGCUUCCUAA